AUGUCAGGGGUGCCAGCGUCGUCAAAAUGGACAGAGGUGCGCGUAGACGAAACCGUCACUCCUGCCUACAUCCGGUCCCAACUCCGACCCAACGAACAGGAUCUGUUGCAACGUACCUUGUAUUUCGGCGGUGAUUUGACGGAUGACACCUAUCUGGACCGCAUCCUCGCUCACGCAAAGCGUUUCUUCCUUAUCCUGGUUGCUGCCGGUGUACCCGAGCAGAUUUUUGGCAUUAUCGACGAUUCUUACGACGAUGAAGAUCUACCGAUAGCUGAUUAUGCUGUUCCUGAGCUGCGCUUGUCGUAUGAGCCGGACAGCUCACUGGACAAACGCUUCUACAAAGCCCAGUUCCGAUUCCUCACCCGGAUCAUCGGUGAAGGAGAGCACAUCCGGUACGCAGAUGAAGAGACAGUUCCGAUCAUUUCUCUCAGCCUGAAGUCGAUGGUUCUCGCCCGAGGCCACGAGCGCACUGAUAGAGUUCGUUUAAUGUCCGAAUCUCCCAGGACUCUCAUGCGCCGUCGAAUCGUCUUGGAUUCCAAGGUGAGCGAGGAAGACAUCUUGCUAGAGAUUGCGGGGAGCAGGAAGUUGUGUCACGAACACAUUGCCUCAGUGUUCGGAUCCUAUCUCCAUCAAGGCAUCUUCAAUAUACUAUCUCUGCCUGCCGUUGAAUGGACGCUCAAAACAUUUCUUACGGACACCCCCAAAGCGUUUACCAGCCUGGACAAGAUCGAACGUCGGAAAAUCCUCAUCACUUGGCCUCACUGUUUGGCGAGCGCAUUGGCAUGGCUGCAUGGCAACGGCGAGUCUCAUGGGGCCAUUCGGCCGUCCAAUAUUCAAGUUGAUAACUCCUUCAACAUAUAUCUAGGAUUGCUGGCUGGAGACGGCGAACUUCGCGAUAUGGCUCAGCCGAACGACAUUGAAACUUACCAGUAUGGUCCGCCAGAAAGGUGGAAAAGGGCGGUCAUGGUGCAGAGUACUGGAUCGUCCGCCAUCAUGCUUCCAUCUGGUGGACGUUCGGGACGAAGCAUUCGCAACAACAAUAGGGACACCAAUUCGAAUAAAAAGAGCCUAGCGAGAAGCGGAUCGACGUCGUCCACUGCAACAUAUACCUUUCAACCCACGUCCAAGGGAAAUUACGCCAGGUUGCGACUGCGCAUGGCACUCGGUCCACAUGCGACACCUCCAUCAACUGUGCAAGGGCGAACAUCGCAGUCACACAGCGACACACAGCGUACGUCCACCAAAGGCACCAGACAGCUUAUGGUUGACACCACCGGAGGUGGCUAUACCCCCUCGGUCAUAUCUUCCAACAGUUCCACUGGCCAGCAAAGCAGCUCGAUAUUUGGCGGUCCUAUUUUUGUAUCUGCUCCAGAAAGUCGCAGUGCCGUUGUGCAGACGUGGCAGUCGGUCGAGGACGAUAAGUUCGCAUCAGAUGUUUUUUCUCUCGGGGCGGUUUUAAUGGAUAUUGUGAACCUUCUGUGUAAGCGGAGCUAUAGUUCAUUCGCCAGACAUCGAUCAGCCAGAAACCGACUGGCCGGUCGAGGCGGCGGUCUUGCUGAUGCCAGCUACCAUGCAAAUCUCAGUCAGAUCGCCCUUUGGGCCGAGUCGCUAGGAAAAGAAGCCUACAAGAAAGCCGAAUCCGACAAGGACGAGAGUCGGGUAUAUCAUGCUGUCGGCCCUGUUAUUCGGUUAUCCUUGCAAUGUCUCGAACGAGAUCCUUCGGCCCGGUUGACCAGCGACCAGCUGGAAGCGAGGUUGUACGACUGCAUACGUCGCUACACCGGCAUUCCUCACCUACAUUGUCCGCCGGCACGAGGCUCACGCAGUCCUCCGACCGUGGAUAUACCCAAUCCUGUCAAAGAGAGCAAGUCUUCCAAAGGAGGCCCCCAAAACAACGUAUCUCUCAAUUCGCUUCGACAAGACUUGAAGAGUUCAAACUCGCGGGAUGCAGAGCGACAAGAGCACCAUCAGCACGUUACACUUCCACACUCCCAGACCUUGCAGACAGAUCGUCGCCGUAAUCCUCCAAGCAUUCACACAACACCUAGGACGGCGUCUAUCAGCUCUCAGCUCUCAUUUGAUUUCGAUGGCUUUUCCGACACGAUUGUCGCCGAGAUGCCACAUUCACGGGAGCCGUCAUUACGACGGCGAGGUGGCCGAGCCGGGCCCCCUGUGCUUGGGCACGAAGUCCCCUGGUCGUAUGACCAGGAUAGUCCCCAACAGACAGCUCUCUGGGAACUUCGGCAGAGGAAUGAGGGUCAGGUCGACCCCCGCCUGUCUUUCGGAGAAUCCGUCGACACCGGAGCAUUCACCUAUAUCAAUUACAGUAGCAGUGCAUCUUCGGAAGAAGAUGUCAAAUUCAUGCCGCCGUCGCCUUCUUAUUACCCUCCUCCUAGCGCCGCUCCCAGCCGUGCAUUACCUCCUGUGCCACCACUUCUGAACGAGGUCCGCUCAUCCCGGCCCGGCCAGCAGGCUGCCCCGAACGGGAAUCUCCAAGAGAACGUGGCUCUGUUGGCUCAUUUGUCAAAUCUGGCGACCGGGGGGCACCCACCACGGAUGGAUAGUUUGCCAAAGAUACUUUCCCUGAAGGAAGAGGGGCAUCGGAAUAGUCCGAGACAUACACCUGUUAGAUCGGCACAUGCGGUCAAAGCUUCUUCGCGCGGCCCAUCUCGACACGGAGAUGGCCUCGACCGGCCACAUGCGAGGUGA
Capronia coronata CBS 617.96 is the source of this 2709-nucleotide messenger RNA. RefSeq names its product serine/threonine protein kinase. The transcript has a single exon. The record is from RefSeq and is a predicted model, not a curated record. Gene Ontology annotation, biological process: protein phosphorylation. NCBI's taxonomy places the organism in Eukaryota, Fungi, Ascomycota, Eurotiomycetes, Chaetothyriales, Herpotrichiellaceae. The coding region runs from base 1 to 2709 and encodes 902 amino acids. Gene Ontology annotation, molecular function: protein kinase activity; ATP binding.